AUGGAGACGGUUUCCUCUUCUGCCCACAUAAAACCCGUCCAGAAGCGCCCGGAGCCGGUAAUCGGCAAGCGAAAUCCUGUUGUCCGCACGGACUGGAAACGCAUGCGAACGCAAAACCGUGCGGUUCAAGUAGUCGUCAAAAGUGCGAUCUGUCAAGUCUUCCAGCCCCAGAGUGUCCGUGUGUCCCUCUUCUUUCCCCACCCUCUGACAGCGAAUUUCGACCAGCGAGUCGCGGGCGUUUUUGUUAGGCACAAACGGUUCGUAGUUGCAGAGCAGCGGAACGUGCAAAUGCAUGCGGUAGUGGCAUGUCCGCACCUCUUCGACAUUGACGAUCUGCGGGGCCUUCCAGUCCGCCACCUGGCACUUGUACACCACCUCGACCGUGCGAGGCUGGCCCGUCAUGUCGCACACAGACCCGUCCAUGACCAACUGCUCCACGACAUUCUGGGCCGGCUGGUGGCCGAACGGCGCCUCUUUCUUCUGCACGAGCCGGUACGACCGCACCGCCUCGCGCAUGGUGCGCUCAAACUGCUCCGGCGAGGCCUGGUUGUCAAACAGAAACUUGUCCUUGGACGCGGGCGAAAACCGGCCCAACACGAACACCGUGCUGGGAUUCUCGGGCCUGUGCCGGCCCUCGGCCCUGUCCUUGGGCAGCUGCUCGCGUGGCGGCACGGCCUCGUGGAACUGGAUGAUCUUGUCGCCCGGGCAGAACGCAUAUGUCCAGUACAUGCCCCGAAGCUCGUAGGCCCACACACACUGGUUUGGCCCAAACGCCAGGCGGAUCAAGUCGGCGGCGCCCUUGAGAAUCUCCGCGUCGUUUUGCUUCGGCGGCUCGAGCACCUCCACUUCCGCGGCCUGCGGAACAGCACAAAUGUACUCGUCGCUGGCGUUGUUGCCGCCAAUGAAGAAUCUCUCGUAGUGCGGCUGGGCGUAUAG
Messenger RNA from Clavispora lusitaniae ATCC 42720, 936 nucleotides. NCBI's taxonomy places the organism in Eukaryota, Fungi, Ascomycota, Pichiomycetes, Serinales, Metschnikowiaceae. The record is from RefSeq and is a predicted model, not a curated record.